Molecule: messenger RNA, 1169 nt
Organism: Nasonia vitripennis (jewel wasp)
Lineage: Eukaryota; Metazoa; Arthropoda; Insecta; Hymenoptera; Pteromalidae
Gene: borr
Product: borealin
Exons: 2
Coding region: 206-1027 (273 amino acids)
Biological process (GO): mitotic sister chromatid segregation
Cellular component (GO): chromosome, centromeric region; chromosome passenger complex; spindle midzone
Source: RefSeq, a predicted model, not a curated record
UAAAUGGAGGAAAAAGCGCUGGCAACGCUGUCAACGCUGCAUAUAGGCAUUUUGAACGUCCGAAAAGUCGGUUGAUGUGUUUGUUGGGCUGCGGAGCGUUUAUGCCGCCAAUUUUCCCGAUCCGAUUUUCUUAUGUUUUUGAGGGAGUAGCAUCUGAUCUGAUUUACUGGCGUCGGAGUAAAAAUUUCAGAAUCAAGCGAACAACAUGCCGAGAACGAAGCAAAGGAAGGCUGGCAAGCGACACAGCACAGGCUGCGACCAAGUUAUUCGCGACUUCAACAGACUAAUUCAGUUGAGAAUCCACAAAACGGAACUGGACUUCAAAAACUUGGAGCAGAAAUUUGACACAUCCAUGCAAUGUGUACUUAAACGUUUUCCCACAGAGAUUCAAAAUAUGACACUGCGUGAACUGUUCACAAUCGAGGCAAGUCCAGUGAAGGAAAACCUUCCUCCAAAAACUCCCAAAGUUCCAAAAACGGCAAAGAAGUCUUCUAUGAAGCCACAAACGAGCACAAACUCCAAGAGAACAACUGCAGCAUCCGAUGACGGUUAUCAGAGCGAAUCAGCGGCUAGUCAAGCGUCAAAACUGACCGCAGGAACCAAGCAGCGUUCCAGAAGCACAACCCGAAAUCAAACCAAAGAGAGGACACGGAGCAUUUCACGAGACAGAAAAUCCAAACUAAACAUCACAAGUGCACAGAAAAAGAAAGACCUUUUGAAAACACCAUCAAACAAAACCACAAAUGAUUUUGUCAUAACUCCCAAAAUAAGGUUGAACUCGGCCAUGAAUGUGCUGAGAAAACCUAAAGAUGGAGAAAUGGUUUUCAGUACCCAAGGUAGCCCACUGAUGGUCUCAACAACAGUGAGUGACAGAACUGCUAAUAUUAAUGUUCCACUGAGGAAUGGAAACAUUGUUUCUCUGCUGCCAUUCAAUGAGACAUCGCUUACUGACAAUUUAUUCUUAGACGAAGAAACAAGACACCAACUGAAGAUUUUACAGAGCCACCUUUCAAAAGUUUUAGAUUAAUUAUUUUAAAUAGUUUAUAUUAGGUUUCUUAAGGCUCCUUUAGUUAAUAUUUAGUUAUCUACAAGCGAUUUUAGUUGAAUGAAACUGACUGUAUUUUUACAAUUUUGUAGCUUAAAUAAACAUUUUUUAUGAAAAUGUAAAA